AUGCUGCAGUUCGUGGCGGAGAGCAUGAAGGCGCCGCUGGCGGCCCUGCAGGCGCUGGCGGAGCGAGCGCAGCGCCCCGAGCACGACCAGCGCCCCUCGCUGGAGGAGAUUGUGGAGGCGCUGGGCGAGAUGCUGCGCCUCUGCCAACCGUGUGUGGGCGUGGCCAGUGUCCCUUGUCGUGGGCGUCUCUCCCCUGCCAUGGGGACCAUCCUCAAUUCACCGCGCUCUCCUUCAAAAGGGCUGUUGAUGAUCCGAGAAUUCCCGCUCAGAUCGCCACAACUGAGGCUAGCCGCAUCAGAGCAACAACUCACGCAGACAGCUCAGCAUAAGGAAGCCAAGCCGAACGGCAGCCUUUGUGCCUGUGAGCGCAGACUUGGCCAACAGCGACAGGAUAAGGGGAAGGAGGUGCGCCUCGGGAAGGGCAAGUACGGGCGCGUGGUGCGCGUGAGCUACAAGGGCAAGGAGUGCGCCCUCAAGCUGGCCGCCCCCGGCUCCAAGGUGGUGUUCGAGCACGAGAUGGAGAUGCUGAGGCGGCUGCAGGGCGCGGGGGGAGCGCCCAUGGCCUUGGCGUACAGUGAGGAUCCGUCGUGCCUCCUGAUGACGUACCUGGGCAAGGAGUGCCUGGCCGACGUGCUGAGUGCGCAGCGCAGCCAGAAGCAGCUCCUGCAGCUGAGCGUGAAGCUGGCGGAGGCCGUGGCGGCCGUGCACGCCGCCGGCAUCGUGCACUGCGACCUGAAGCCCACCAACGUGAUGGUGCAGCUGCGCGGCGCAGCAGGAGCGCCGUCGGUGCACAUCAUCGACUUCGGGAUGGCACUUCCCGUGGGCCAGUGCCAUCCCGAGAGCAGCAAAGGGCGGCAGUCGUGGUACUGCUCGUGCGUGCACCAAGGCACGCCGCUGACGGAGUAA
Messenger RNA from Penaeus indicus, 906 nucleotides. RefSeq names its product serine/threonine-protein kinase dkf-2-like. Gene Ontology annotation, cellular component: nucleus; cytoplasm. Gene Ontology annotation, molecular function: protein serine/threonine kinase activity; ATP binding. The transcript is spliced from 4 exons. The record is from RefSeq and is a predicted model, not a curated record. Bases 1 to 906 code for a protein of 301 amino acids. Lineage: Eukaryota; Metazoa; Arthropoda; Malacostraca; Decapoda; Penaeidae. Gene Ontology annotation, biological process: signal transduction; peptidyl-serine phosphorylation.